UGCUAGUGCGCAUGCGCAGAGGGCAGUGUGAGUUGUGUUAUAAGGUUUGAUGAUGUAAGAUCGAAAACAAGACAAACUAAAAGAUCUACACGUUUAUUAACGAAUAAAUCUACCAGUGCCAUGUCCGGAGGAAGCGAGGACACCGACAAGAAGGGAUUCCGGGUGCUGGGGAUCCUGGACAUCCAGAACGUUCCGUGUGCUCGAGAGUCUCUGCUGUACGGAACGGGCGGAGCUCUGGCUGCAGGGCUGCUCCACUUCUUAGCCACCAGUCGGGUCAGGAGGUCGUAUGACGUGGGCUUUGCUGGAUUCUUUGUCACCACUCUUGGGUCCUGGUUUUACUGUCGAUUAAACAACGCCAAGUUCCGAGUCCAGGAGCGCAUGAUCCAACAAGGCCUCCGCAACAAAGUGGUUUACCAGGGAACCAACAAAGACCCGACCCUGCAGAGCCCCUCGGAGCCAGAGAAGCCCGGGGAGUCCUAACAGACAGACCCAAGUGGACCUUUGAGGGACUUUUGCACAAAGGUCUGAGUGAGGACGACAGGAUGGAGACGUGUUGCACUUACUGUACAAGUUAAAGAACAUAUAUGAUGCAAAAUUGAGCUUUGAACCUUUUAUACUGUUGUCCCCUCCUCAAAAACAUGUUCAUUCACUCUUAUUUCAAUAAUCUGUUGAUCCAAAGUCUAAUUCAUUGAGCCUCAAAAAUGCUCAGUUUCCUUCGUGCCAAGUUUUGUUGCAAAACUCCAGACUUCUGCGGAGCUGUUUUUCAGUCCAUGAGCCGUCACAGGAGUCACUCUGGGGUUAAAUUGUGUUCACAGCUAAAGUGUUUUUAUUCACAAUCCUAAACGCCUCACUGGAAACUGGAAAAGGUGUAGUUUAUAAUUAUUAUUUUAAGUUAAAACGUGACAUGCUGAUCCCAAAGUGACCAGGUUUAAAAAAAAAAAAAGAAUUAAAGCUACAAGAAUGCAGAAUAUAUGUUCUUAAAAAUGUGUUUUGUGUUAAAUAAAUGUGCAAACAAGUUGAGUUGUUUAUUAUAACAUCUUAUUUUGACAGAUGUACAAUGUGUGAAUGAUGUAAUAAAUGAAACUUUUGAAGUGUG
Molecule: messenger RNA, 1096 nt
Organism: Boleophthalmus pectinirostris (great blue-spotted mudskipper)
Lineage: Eukaryota; Metazoa; Chordata; Actinopteri; Gobiiformes; Gobiidae
Product: cytochrome c oxidase assembly protein COX20, mitochondrial
Exons: 4
Coding region: 121-480 (119 amino acids)
Biological process (GO): mitochondrial respiratory chain complex IV assembly
Cellular component (GO): mitochondrial inner membrane; mitochondrion
Source: RefSeq, a predicted model, not a curated record